AUGUCAUUGAAGACAGUACUACUUGCUGGCUUCGCCCUUGUCUCCGCCACCAUCGGGGAAAACACAUUCGAGAGUGAACUUUGGGACGAUUCGGAUGUUGCGGAGCAAACUGACCAUCACAGUCCUUUGCCAACAUCCUACCUUUCUUCAGAGGAUAUUCCGGAGCACUUUUCAUGGGGCGAUGUUCAUGGUCGAUCAUAUCUUACUCAUUCGUUGAAUCAACACGUUCCACACUAUUGUGGUUCGUGUUGGGCACAUGCCGCCUUGAGCUCAUUGGCUGAUCGGAUCAAAAUUGAUCGAAAUGGGGCGGGACCGGAUAUUAAUCUUUCCAUUCAGUACAUUUUAAAUUGUGGAUCAGAAGCUGGAUCGUGCCAUGGUGGUUCCAUGUUAACGACUUACAAAUUCAUCAAGAAGAAUGGAUUUAUACCGUAUCAGACUUGCAUGCCAUACCUAGCGUGCAGCAGCGAGUCUACCUAUGGCUUUUGCCCCUAUGUGGAUACUACGUGCAGUCCGAUCAAUACUUGUCGAACAUGCAUGCAUGGGACGGACGAAUGCGUGGCUCUUGAUGCUUUUCCAAAUGCCACAGUGGCAGAAUACGGAGUGAUUGAAAAUGAUGUGGAGGCCGUGAAAGCUGAGAUAUUCGCCAGAGGACCAGUCACGGCAGGCUUGUGGGGAAAGUCAUUGUCCAACUUUCAGGGUGGGAGUAUAUUUGACAAUGUCGAUGCUCCUCGGAACUCUACCCAUGCGGUCAGCAUUGUUGGUUGGGGACUAGACGAAAAUACCAAUCAGCGGUAUUGGAUCGUUCGAAAUUCUUGGGGUGAAUACUGGUCGGAACUUGGUUUCUUCAAAAUUCUAAUGGGGAUGAAUGUUCUGGGCAUUGAAUCUCGAAUCACAUGGGCAGUGCCUGGUGAGUAUACAGUUGUUAAUCCACAUCCUUGCUUUGAAGGUGGAGAAAACUGCAAACCAAUCAAUCAAAGGUACCAAGAUCCAUCUGUCAAGGUAGCAUCAAUUCUAUCACAACGAAGAUGA
Cylindrotheca closterium is the source of this 1029-nucleotide messenger RNA. Lineage: Eukaryota; Bacillariophyta; Bacillariophyceae; Bacillariales; Bacillariaceae. The record is from the annotation of a GenBank genome assembly.